AUGGAUGAAGAUCUUUUGCUGAAAGAGAUUUCAGGCCAUGAAUUAGCUGCUCGAUUAUCAGGAAUACUUCAAAUUGAAGAUUCGUUAGAAAAUUCCGAGUUUUCUGAUGAAUUUAUUUCCAAAAUUUACUCCCCAAUUUGCAAAUGUCUAAAAACCUCGCAUCAACAAGUUAAAAAUAGAAGCCUUCGGAUUAUACACAGAAUAUUAACCGAUUAUUUCCAAAAAAUCCAAUAUCAAUCGUUACCUCUUCAGACGUUAUUUUAUCAAUUUACACCAAAAAACGAAGAAAAUCUUCAAAUGAUCAAAGAUUGCAUAACUAUUAUUAUCAAUCAAGCUUAUCCUAAAGAAUGGAUCGAAAUUCUCGAAAAUACAUUACUUAAAUCUUUAAAUAGACCUCUCAAGAUUUUCCUUAUUGGCGUAAUUAGAGAAAUUCCAUUGUUAUUAUCUACAGAAAAGUAUUUGACCCUAUUAGAAGAUCCAUCUCUUGAUCUGGCUAUUGAAGCACAGAGCCUACUCAAAUUUUACUCUCCACAAGAAAUCCGAUACAUUGUUAGCAGAGUAUAUUACUCAAAUAAGAUGCCAAAGAAAAACAAGCAAGUUAUUUUGAAACUUUCGAAGGAGAUUUACGAAAAUGCUAAAUCAGGAAGCAUUCAAAAGUCACCAACAACUAAAAGACAUGAGAUUCCAAAAUAUAUCCAUGAGAUAUUGGCUCUUUUGUCACAAAGGAAAGAAAGAAUUUCAAUUGCUGAACUACAAAACAGGACACCUCGUAAAACCCCAACUAAACAGACUUCUGAAAAUUCCAAAUUUACUCCCAUCAAAUCUCCAAAUAACGAAAAUGAAAUUUUGAAUGAAUCUGGAAACAUAAGCGAAAAUGAAAAUUACAGCGAAAAUGACUUUAACUUUGAGGAUGAUAACCAAGAUAGUCUGAAUAGUUUGAUUGACACUUCAAGAUCAAAUAUUAAAACAAAUGAAGAUGAAUCAUUCGAUCCAGAAUUUCCAUCACCAUCAGACAAACAAUAUGUUGAUUCAAAUACUCAAUCUAAAUCCCAAAUUUCAAACAAAAACGAAAAUGAAAUUUCAUAUACUAGUUCAACUGCUCAAGAUGGAGAGAAAAUGCCAAUUCCUAGAUUUUUAUCAGGCCAGCUCAAUAGGACAAAAACAGAUUUUGAAACUGCGACAUCACAAUCGCAAUCACAAGCUCAAAACUCAGAAGAACGUUCUCGAGUUUCAAACGAGAAUGAAAAUUCCCACUUGUCACAAGGCAGCAGAGCUUCCCGGAAUGCUAGCAAUUCUCAAAUUGGCAAUUCCAAACAAAAUUCAAGAAAUCUCGAUUCACAACUCGCAGAUGAAGAUGAUCAGCUUAAUAAUAAUGAUAACAGAAGUUUUUCAAACAUGGAUUCUGAACUUUCCAAUGAAAAUUCUCAGAUUUCUAAUGAAAACUCUCAGUUAUCCAACAGGAAGUCACAAAGUCAACUUUCUAACAAGAGAUCACAAUUGUCUAAUCAAAUUUUGCAUCUUUCCAAUCAAGAUUCUCAAAUAGAAGAUCAAAAGUCCCGAAGCCAGCAUUCAAUCAAUCAGAGGAGAUCUUCACAGGCUAUUUCAGAUCAAUAUGGAGAUAAUUCUGAGGAAAAUUUCAAUAAAGACACAGUCUUUGGAAAUUCUGAAUUAAUUGAUCCAGAGUUAUUAGAAGAUAAUGGCUUUAAUGACGGAUUUGAAGAAAUGUAUCGUGCAGAAUAUAACAAAUAUGCAGAUCUUCCAUUCAAACUUCGUGAUUUAAGUAAUCGUCCUUGGAUUGAACGAUGUUCUUACUUAGAUAUCAUUCAAAAGCAUAUAGAUGAACAUGAACUAACAGAAGAUUAUGGUGUUGUUCUCGAAAGUUGCAUGAAAUGCGCUUAUCCAUUGCAUUUCAGAGUUACAAAAUCUCUUUCUCAUUUGACAUCAACAAUCAUGAUGUUCCAUCCUGAAGCGAUUAAAUCAAACAUUAGAGAGAUCCUUGUUUUCGCCACAUCUGGUGCAAUUCAAAAUAUUUCAAUUGAAAAUGAACUUAUUCAAACAAUUAUUGAGGAAAUCAAUAUUAAUGAUUUAUUGAAUGAAGCUGUUGAAAUAAUUGACGAAUAUCCUAAAGCAGGACAAUUCAUCAUCUCCAUUGUUUGCUUAUCUCUCGAGAAAUACAAAGAUGCUAAACUUGAUAAACAUUCAACAACGAGAUUCCUUUGUUAUGUUUUGUAUGAAUCUAAAGACAAAGAAUCAGAAAAUAGAGUUUAUGAAUUGAUUUCUAAAUCAAAUCAGGAUAUUUUCAGUUCAUUUGUCAGCCGCCAAACAUUUUCAAACAGAGCAAAACUGUCUAAAUAUGUUGUUAAGAAAGCUCCCACUCCAAAGAAACAAGUAACACCAACUAAAAAAUCAAAUUCUCUUUCUAUGUCAACUAACGAAGCCUCAAUUGCAAUGGAUACAAUCACAGUUGAACUUGGAAAGAAAGGAGAUUGCGAUUUAGACGAAUUAGAAAUGGCAUUUGAAAAAGUAGUAAUUUCUAAUUUCAGCCAUUUGACUAUGAUAUUCCAAAAGUUUUUAUCAUGUUUAUCAUUUAUGGAUUCCCAGAAAAUCGAUGAAAAUAGUGAAGCAAUCAGAGAUAUUUGCAAAGUUCAAUUCAAAGAUAAUCAGCUACUUAGAUUCUUGUCCUCAGACCCACCAAUUGAACUAAUUCGUGGACUUGCUUCCAUUGCAACUUUGAUGCCAAUUACAAUUUUUUCAAAUUCCUCAGUAUACCUUGAAGAAUUAUAUGACUAUUUUGUCGAAUCCAGUGGAUCAGAUAGAAGAGUUUUAUGCGUUUUAUUUACAGCGAUUUUGAAAUGCGACGGUGAUGAUAUUCGCGAGAAAGAUUAUGUAUCACAUCAACACAAGUAUGUUAUCAAUACUUUAAUGUCUAAACUGAUGUAA
Trichomonas vaginalis G3 is the source of this 2940-nucleotide messenger RNA. Its product is annotated as armadillo (ARM) repeat-containing protein family. The transcript has a single exon. Bases 1 to 2940 code for a protein of 979 amino acids. The record is from RefSeq and is a predicted model, not a curated record. Lineage: Eukaryota; Parabasalia; Trichomonadida; Trichomonadidae.